GGCCUGGCCGUCGCUCUCCGCGCUUUUUGUUGGCGGGCGUGGCCUUGCUCUCACCCCUCGGCGGGGCCGGCCGGUGGUCUCUUCCCCGCACCUCUGGGCGGCUGCUCUCUGGGGUGGAGGCCCGUGGCCAUCAGCAGGUGUGUCUGAGAACCCAGCAGUGAGGACAAACAGGCACUGGUGUCUGCUGGUCAGCUGCUCGUUUGGGUUUUGUGUCUUGACGUCCAUCCCAUGGCUCUGCCCACAUCUGUCGCUGUCUGUCGCUCUGCUGGCCAUGCUGCAUGGCCUCGGGGCCAGCCCUGCAGCAGUCCACACCAGGCACUCCUGUGGGGACUCACCCCCCAGACUGGAUGGGAGGGCUGGGACUUUGGUCAGGGGCCACCCCUUCCUAGACCCUUGGGUGAACCUUCUGACCUGUGGCCCCAGGCGCUCCAGGAGCUGAAGAUGGCGAGCUCCGUGGCACCCUAUGAGCAGCUGGUGCGGCAGGUGGAGGCCUUGAAGGCCGAGAACAGUCAUCUGAGGCAGGAGCUGCGAGACAAUUCCAGCCACCUGUCCAAGCUAGAGACGGAGACGUCCGGCAUGAAGGAGGUCCUGAAGCACUUACAGGGCAAGCUGGAGCAAGAGGCCGGAGUGCUGGUGUCCUUGGGGCAGACGGAUGUGCUGGAGCAGCUGAAAGCCCUGCAGAUGGACAUCACCAGCCUGUACAACCUCAAGUUCCAACCCCCAGCCCUAAGCCCCGAGCCCGCGGCGCGGACCCCUGAAGAAAGUCCCGUCCACGGCUCUGGACCCUCUAAGGACAGUUUUGGGGAGCUGAGCAGGGCUACUGUCCGGCUGCUGGAGGAGCUGGACCGGGAACGGUGCUUCCUGUUGAACGAGAUCGAGAAGGAGGAGAAGGAGAAGCUCUGGUACUACUCGCAGCUGCAGGGCCUGUCCAAGCGCCUGGACGAGCUCCCGCACGUGGAGACGCAGUUCUCGAUGCAGAUGGACCUGAUCCGGCAGCAGCUGGAGUUCGAGGCCCAGCACAUCCGCUCGCUGAUGGAGGAGCGCUUCGGCACCUCCGACGAGAUGGUGCAGCGCGCGCAGAUCCGCGCUUCGCGCCUGGAGCAGAUCGAUCAGGAGCUGCUGUCCGCCCAGGACCGCGUGCCGCAGACCGAGCCCCAGGCCCUGCUGGCGGUGAAGUCAGUGCCGGUAGAGGAGGACCCGGAGACUGAGGUCCCCACGCACCCUGACGAUGGUGUCCCUCAGCCGGGCAACAGCAAGGUGGAGGUGGUCUUCUGGUUGCUGUCCAUGCUGGCGACACGGGACCAGGAGGACACAGCCCGCACCCUGCUGGCGAUGUCCAGCUCGCCGGAGAGCUGCGUGGCGAUGCGUCGCUCGGGGUGUCUGCCGCUGCUGCUGCAGAUUCUGCAUGGCGCCGAGGCUGGCGCUGGGAGCCCCGGGGCGCCGGGAGCCAAGGAUGCACGCAUGCGCGCCAACGCGGCGCUGCACAACAUAGUCUUCUCGCAGCCGGACCAGGGCCUGGCGCGCAAGGAGAUGCGCGUCCUGCAUGUGUUGGAGCAGAUCCGGGCCUACUGCGAGACCUGCUGGGACUGGCUGCAGGGCAGGGACGGCGCCGACGGAGGCGGCAACGGCGGGGCCCCCGUCCCCAUUGAGCCUCAGAUCUGCCAGGCCACCUGUGCCGUGAUGAAGCUGUCCUUUGAUGAGGAGUACCGCCGUGCCAUGAACGAGCUGGGUGGGCUGCAGGCCGUCGCGGACUUGCUGCAGGUUGACUACGAGAUGCACAAGAUGACGCGGGACCCGCUCAACCUUGCCCUUCGCCGCUAUGCCGGCAUGACCCUCACCAACCUUACCUUUGGGGACGUCGCCAACAAGGCAACGCUGUGUGCCCGCCGGGGCUGCAUGGAGGCCAUCGUGGCCCAGCUGGCUUCUGAGAGCGAGGAACUCCACCAGGUACCUGGGCAGUGUGGCUCCAGGAGCGCCCUGUGGGGUGUCCCACCGCCUGAGGCCUUUCUGCUGGCCAGGCUCCCUCUCCCCUGGGUAUGGGGCAUCCCCUCCAGUCUCUGCUCAGCUCCACCUGGCACAGGCGUGGAGGCUCUGGUGGCCUUAGGUCCACAUUGCCCCUUCUCUGCCCCGGCCCAGGUGGUGUCCAGCAUCCUGCGCAACCUGUCCUGGAGGGCUGACAUCAACAGCAAGAAGGUGCUGAGGGAGGUCGGCAGCAUGACUGCCCUGAUGCAGUGUGUUCUUCGAGCCUCCAAGGAGUCCACCCUGAAGAGCGUGCUCAGUGCCCUGUGGAACCUGUCGGCACACAGCACGGAGAACAAGGCGGCCAUCUGCCAGGUGGACGGUGCCCUGGGCUUCCUGGUGAGCACACUGACCCACAAGUGCCAGAGCAACUCCCUGGCCAUCAUCGAGAGCGGCGGCGGCAUCCUGCGCAACGUGUCCAGCCUCAUUGCCACCCGGGAGGACUACAGGCAGGUGCUGCGGGACCACAACUGCCUGCAGACGCUGCUCCAGCACCUGACAUCGCACAGCCUGACCAUCGUGAGCAACGCCUGCGGCACGCUCUGGAACCUGUCCGCCCGCAGCCCGCGUGACCAAGAGCUCCUGUGGGACCUGGGGGCCGUGGGCAUGCUGCGCAACCUGGUGCACUCCAAGCACAAGAUGAUCGCCAUGGGCAGCGCCGCCGCCCUGCGUAACCUGCUGGCCCACCGCCCCGCCAAGUACCAGACCACAGCCACCGCCGUCUCCCCUGGCGCAUGCGCUCCCAGCCUGUACGUGCGGAAGCAGCGGGCGCUGGAGGCCGAGCUGGACACGCGGCAUCUGGCGCAGGCGCUCGACCACCUGGAGAAGCAGGGCCUGCCGGAGGCGGAGGCCGACGCAGCCUCCAAGAAGCCCCUGCCGCCCCUGCGGCACCUGGACGGGCUGGCCCGGGACUACGCCUCCGACUCCGGCUGCUUCGAUGACGACGAGGCGCCCUCCCUGGCCGCUGCAGCCGCCACCGCGGAGCCUGCCAGCCCCGCGGUGCUGUCGCUCUUCCUGGGGAGCCCCUUCCUGCAGGGGCAGGCGCUGGCCCGGGCCCCGCCAGCCCCCCGCAGUGUGCCAGAGGCAGAGAAGGAGGCCGGCAGGGAGGUGGCCGUGGCGGCCAGAGCCAAGGCCAAGCUGGCGCUGGCGGUGGCACGAAUCGACAGGCUAGUGGAGGACAUCUCCGCCCUGCACACCUCGUCGGACGACAGCUUCAGCCUCAGCUCUGGGGACCCUGGGCAGGAAGCGCCACGUGAAGGCCGGGCCCAGUCCUGCUCUCCUUGCCGGCGGCCGGAGGUCAGGCGGCCAGAGGCUGGCAGUCGGGCCCACCCACUGCUGCGGCUCAAGGCUGCCCACGCCAGCCUCUCCAAUGACAGCCUCAACAGCGGCAGCACCGGUGACGGGCGCUGUCCCCGUGAGCACACACGGUCCUGCCCGCUGGCCGUGCUGGCCGAGCACCGCGAGGGGUCCCCGAGCAGCCAGGUGCGGCCCAGCCGGCUUGACCUCCACCUGCCGGGCAGCCAGGAGCCGGCGUCCCGGGACGGCUCUGCCCCUGACGCCUGUGUGCGCACCAUCAGGCUGUCGCCCACCUACCGGCACGUACCACUCUUCGAGGGCAACCCCAGGGCGGGCAUGGGGUCCCUGGCCCCCGGAGCCCGGAAGCAGGCCUGGCUGCCCAUGGAUGGCCUGAGCAAGGUGCCGGAGAAGCUGGUGGCAGAGACCGUGCCACUGUGCCUGUCGCGCUGCAGCUCCCUGUCCUCGCUGUCCUCGGCUGGUCGCCCAGGCCCCAGUGAGGCCGGGGACCUGGACAGUGACUCAUCCCUGGAAGGGCUGGAGGAGGCCGGACCCAGCAAGGCUGACCUGGACGGGGCCUGGCUUGGCCCCGGGGCUGCCUCCCUGCCCGUGGCCAUCCCGGCUCCCCAGCGGGGCCGGGGCCUGGGGGUGGAGGACGCCACCCCGUCCAGCUCCUCGGAGAACUGCGUGCAGGAGACGCCGCUGGUGCUGAGCCGCUGCAGUUCGGUGAGCUCCCUGAGCAGCUUCGAGAGCCCGUCCAUCGCCAGCUCCGUCCCGAGUGACCCGUGCAGCGGGCUGGGCAGCGGCACGGUCAGCCCCAGCGAGCUGCCCGACAGCCCCGGGCAGACCAUGCCACCCAGCCGCAGCAAGACGCCCCCGCUAGCCCCCGCGCCCCCCGGCGAGCGGGAGAGCACCCAGUUCAGCCUGCAGUGGGAGAGCUACGUGAAGCGCUUCCUGGACAUCGCCGACCGCCGCGAGCGCUGCCGGCUUCCGUCCGAGCUGGACGCGGGCAGCGUGCGCUUCACCGUGGAGAAGCCGGACGAGAACUUCUCCUGCGCCUCCAGCCUCAGCGCGCUGGCCCUGCACGAGCACUACGUGCAAAAGGAUGUGGAGCUGCGGCUGCUGCCCCCAGCCUGCCCCGAGCGUGGCGGCGGCGGCGGCGGCCCCGGCAUGCACUUUGCAGGGCACCGCCGGCGGGACGAGGCCGGUGGCUGUCUCGAGGGCCCGGCAGCCGCUGACCAGGAGCUGGAGCUGCUGCGCGAGUGCCUGGGGGCGGCAGUCCCCGCCCGGCUCCGCAAGGUGGCCUCGGCGCUGGUGCCUGGUCGCCGCGCAUUGCCCGUGCCCGUCUACAUGCUGGUGCCGGCCCCUGCCCGGGGGGAGGACUCCUGCGCUGACUCUGCUGACGGCACGCCCGUCACCUUCUCUAGUGCCACCUCGCUCAGUGACGAGACACUGCAGGGACCUCCCAGGGACCCACCCAGCGGGCACUCGGACAGGCAGAAGCCUGCAGGUUGCGAGGCCCCGGCCAGGCAGGCCACGGGACACAGGCACAGGGCGUGGGGUGCGGGCCAGAGCCCAGGGCAGGCCCGGGGCGUGGGCAGGAGCAGGGAGGGGCUGGAGCUUCCCCUCCACCGGCCCUCGAGAGCCUACAAGGACCAGGAUGUCUUUCGCCCCAGCCCGGGCCGCGGGGAUGGGGCGCUGCAGUCUCUGUGCCUCACGACGCCCACCGAGGAAGCCGUGUACUGCUUCUACGACAACGACUCAGACGAGGAGCCCUCCGAGGCGGUGGUGCCCCCGCGGCGGGCAUCUGCCAUCCCCCGGGCGGUAAAGAGAGAGCGCCCGGCUGGCAGGAAGGAGGUGCAGGCCGCACCCAAGGCUACGCCCAAGGCCACGCAAGCUGCCCGUGCCCAGCCCAGCCUCAUUGCCGAUGAGAUGCCGCCGUGCUACUCCCUGAGCUCCUCCGCCAGCUCCCUUAGUGAGCCCGACCCCCCUGAGCACCCAGCAGGCCGGCCCCAGGCUCUCGAGCCAGCUGUCAGCAAGGGGCCAGGCGCUGCAGGGGGUCGUCAUGGCCCCCCAAGCCCACAGGUGGAGACAGGGCUGCUCCGGCGCAGUGUCAACUCCACGGUGCCCAGGCGCCGGUUCCAAGCAUCGGGCCCUCGGCGCCGCAAGCCCCAAGCCGCCCAGCCAGACAAGCAGCCUGCAGAGGGGCCCCGGGAGCGCGGGGACGAGGCGGCCAGCUCUGACCAUGCCUCCGACCUUGACAGCGUUGAGUGGCGCGCUAUCCAGGAGGGCGCCAACUCCAUUGUCACGUGGCUGCACCAGGCGGCGGCCGCGGCCACCCACGAGGCCUCAUCUGGGUCUGACUCCAUCCUGUCCGGGUCGGGGCUGUCGGGGAGCUCCACCCUGCAACCCACACUGCACAGGAAGGGACGGCGGCUGCAGGCAGAGGGCCCGGUGGGCAGCACUGCGAGGCCGGAGAAACGGGACUCGGCCCUGGCCCAGCAUAGCACCAGUGGCCCCGAGAAGCUGCGCGGGGCUCAGAAGACCGCGUGCAGGGUGCCAGCCGUGCUCCGGGGAAGGACCGUGAUCUAUGUGCCCAGCCCGGCCCCCCGGGCCCAACCCAAAAGCCACCCUGGCACCCGUGUGGCACCGAGGAAGAUGGGACCCCCGAGUCCUGCGCAGCCAGGAGCCCCCGCCAAGACCCCCAGCCCCGGGCAGCAGCGGUCUCGAAGCCUACACCGGCCGGGCAAAAGCUCGGAGCUGGCGGCGCUGAGCCGUCCACAGAGGAGUGCCACACCGCCCGCCCGCCUGGCCAAGGCCCCUUCCUCGGGGUCCUCCCCCGCCUCUCCGGCCUCCCAGCCCCCUACAAGGAGGCCGCCCCCAGGCGCCCAGGCAGCAGGGCCUCUCCCCGGCCCCGGGGCAGCUCUGGUGCCCCAAACACCCACGCGGGCCCUGCUGUCUAAGCAGCACAAGACGCAGAAGUCACCUGUGCGGAUCCCCUUCAUGCAGAGGCCAGCCAGGCGGGGGCCGCCAGCCCUGGCCAGGGCAGCUCCGGAGCCGGGUCCCCGGGGUCGGGCGGCAGCGGAGGGAAGCCCUGGCGCCCGAGGGGGCCGCCUGGGCCUCGUGCGUGUGGCCUCUGCCCGCUCCAGCGGCAGCGGGUCGUCCGACCGCUCCGGUUUCCAGCGGCAGCUGACCUUUAUCAAGGAGUCCCCGGGCCUGCACCGCCGCCGCUCAGGACUGUCCACCCCAGAGGCUGCACCCCCCGCCUCCCAGGGCGGCUCACCCCGCCGCAGUCGACCCGCGCUGCCCGCCGUCUUCCUCUGCUCCUCGCGCUGCGACGAGCUGCGGGCAGCCCCCAGGCAGGUUCCAGCCCCCCAGCAAGCCCUGGUGGCCAGGCCCAGGCCCAGCGAGCGGCCCGCCCGGCGCCCGAGCUCCGAGAGCCCGUCCCGCCUGCCUGUCCGCACGCCCGCCGCCCCACCCGAGGCGGUCAAGCGGUACGCCUCCCUGCCGCACAUCAGCGUGGCCCGCAGGCCCGACGGGGCCGCCCCCGGGCCCAGCGCCGACGCUGCCCGCCGCAGCAGCGAUGGAGAGGCCCGGCCACUGCCGAGGGUGGCGGCACCAGGCACCACGUGGCGUCGCAUCCGGGAUGAGGACGUUCCACACAUCCUGCGGAGCACGCUGCCUGCCACUGCCCUGCCACUGAUGGGCGCCCCGUCCGAGGAGGGCCCCAGCGGCCCCCCACAGCGCAAGACCAGCGACGCCGUGGUCCAGACGGAAGACUUUGCCGCCACUAAGACCAACUCCAGCACGUCUCCGAGUCUGGAAAGCAGGGGGCCCCCCCAGGCCUCAGUCAGCGGCCCCAGCACACUCACCAGCAGCGAUGCGGACGGGCUUGGCCCCACCAAAGCGCCCACCUCUGCCCCCUUUGUCCAUGAGGGCCUGGGGGUGGCUGCAGGGGGCUUUCCCGCCAGCCGGCAUGGCUCUCCCAGCCGCUCGGCCCGUGUCCCCCCCUUCAACUAUGUGCCCAGCCCCAUGGUGGCAGCCACCACUGACUUGGCCACAGAGAAAGCCCCCACUGCUGCCCCUGCCAGCCUCCUGGAAUAGUGGCCAGCACCGGCCUUCUAGAACAUCCUCUCCUGGCCAAGGGCUGGUCUGGCUGCCUGGAGGGUGGUCCUAGGGUCCAUCUACCCAUCAGAGCCUUUGGAGCCCCACUGCAGCCUGGAUUGGCCUCACAUCUCACGCACAGACGCUUGCUUCGUGCUGCGGGGGCUCUGGAGGGAACGGGUUGCCGGCGCCAUCUCUCGUCCCAGCCUGGUGCGAGCACAGCGAGGCGGUCUGGCCCCAGGCUGGCCUCCACAUGGGGACCACCCUCCCAGCCUGGGCUGCCCUCAGCAGCAACGCUCCAGGGCCCCCCACUCUGCUGGGCCAAGCCGCAGCAAGACCGUCCCAUGUCAGGAGCCGCAGGGAGGUGACAGAAUCCGCCCGAGGUGGGGGGCAGGGCUGGGGAGGGUGGCCCCAUCAAGCAAGCGCCUGCCAGCUGGGGGCCUCGGCAUCUGUCCCAGCCUCCACUGGGAUGCAGCCUGUAAUUUUGGGAGGCCCAGUAAUUGGUUAAUGAUGGCUCCGCGGGUUUGUUUGCCUUCUCAGCCCCAGCUGGGGAGCGUGGGGGUAGGGAGUGGCUGAGUCCAACUCAAAGCCCCUGCCCCGCCCUAGACAUUGCCGCUGAGGGAGUCGGGAGCACCCCAGGGGUGGUGCAUGGAGCAGCCUGGAAGGACAGGGAGAGGCCGGUGCGCGGAAAGCAGAGGCGGGAGCUGUCUCUGGCUUAGAACCCUGGUUGGGGGGAGGGGGCCCCUGGAGGUGGGCACGGAGCAGCGAGGGUGUAGGGGAGCUGGGACGCUGCCUGGGUCUGCGAGCACACCCUGUGGGAAGAAGCGUGUGGACGGACGUCCCUGCGGCAGCCUCGCUUUUCAAUUCCAUUCUCCUUUACGACACAUGAAGCCCUGGGGUCCUCGGGCUCCGUGCCAGGUGCACCGUCUUCUCCGGACAGCACAGCAGCGGCGGGAGCCGGGUUUGGCCACUGGAGGACGCUGGCCACCGGGUGCUAGAGUGUCGCUGCCCUGGAGGCAGACAGACCGAGGGACAGUGAGCCUGGAGGCCUCACUUCUUCCCCCUCCCCUGCCAGCCCGCCCAGGGACCUUGCGCCUGGGCUUGGUGUCCGCUCCAAGGGCGCCUCCUUGCCCAAAGAGCCAGCGACCUCUUUCCUGCACAUGGAGGCUCCAGGGAGAAGCUGCUCCCGGCUCGCAGAUCUGCUGUGACAGCCGCCUCGCCAGAGCGCCACUGCCGGCCCGGAGCAGAUGCUGUGAGCCUCUGCGAGCAUCAGUCCCUUCUCUGAAGGGGCAGCACACCGCGAGCCCCCGCCCACAGACACCACAGUCCCUCCCCAUCAUCCAGAAGUUUCCCAUGGGUCACCGUCCUCGAAGGGAACCCUCGUGAGCCGUGCUGAUUCCAGACCCCACGGAUGUCCUGCUGCCGUCAUGCUGCAUCACACCCCCCGCCCCGCCAAGCACCCAGUCCUGUGUGACAGGAGCCAGGGCGGCAACCACUGGAGAUGGCGAUGGUGGCUGAGCCAGCUGCAAACAGCCACAGCCCGCCCCUGGGGACACACCGGUGUGUCUGGGACUCUUUUCAGAAAGUGCCAGUCCCUGUCCCCACUGUACCCUGAAGGGCUGGGACUGAGGGUCUUCCAAGUUCCCUUCUGGAUCUGGGGACUGCCAGACAUCACGCUCGCAUCUCCGUAAGACAGGUGCUCCCCACGAUGGCCUGGUGGGAAGACACGGCAGUGGACCCACCGCCAGCUCGUCCGGCCACAAGGGCCCACAGCUUUGAGCGCCUGCGCACUGUGAGACCCAGGGCAGUGCUUCUGCCGCUCUGUGCCUGUUUCCCCACGUGGGCCGUGGGGAGAACUCCCAGAGCUACCUCUUGGGCGAGUGGAGAGCCCACCAUGCCCAGGGGAGACCUGUGCUUCGGGACGCUCCCUCGCUGCCGCCCUCUGCCUGCCUCUCGGCCGGCGCCUGGGCAGCCUGCGCCCGCCCACGCCUGGCAGCCACUUUGCCUCCCCCCACCCACCCCACCCCCGCGCAGGGACACAGCCACACCUCGGCAUCCAGCCUGGGCAGGUAGCGGGCGCCCUGGUACAUGCUUCCUGGAGGUGGCCGCAGGUGGCAGUCACCGACCAUCGACCUGAGUCAGGAGCUGAAGGCCUAAGGUCUCAGGACCCAAAGGACCAACACAGCCACCGGCCAGGGAGACCGUGAAGGACCCCUGUGCCUCUUCAGCACUCCGGGGGCGAGCCCGAGGAGAAUACCUGGGACCCCCAGCCUGUGACCUUAGGCCCCAGGGCCAGAUGGACACCACUGCUAGCUGGGUGCUGAAUUCGGGGACACCCGCUGGCGCGGCAUUACCUCACCCUUGCUGCCCCCUCUCAUCACCCGGCUGGCGGCCGCACACUCCAGCCCAAGCCUGGCUGUCUGGGUCUGCCCCUUGCCUCUCUGCCCGGUCUGCGCAGCGUACAGGACCC
Molecule: messenger RNA, 9886 nt
Organism: Enhydra lutris kenyoni (northern sea otter)
Lineage: Eukaryota; Metazoa; Chordata; Mammalia; Carnivora; Mustelidae
Gene: APC2
Product: APC2, WNT signaling pathway regulator
Exons: 13
Coding region: 229-7416 (2395 amino acids)
Biological process (GO): cell migration; Wnt signaling pathway; cell fate specification
Cellular component (GO): catenin complex; beta-catenin destruction complex; cytoplasmic microtubule
Molecular function (GO): gamma-catenin binding; microtubule binding; beta-catenin binding
Source: RefSeq, a predicted model, not a curated record